This is a messenger RNA of Populus euphratica (Euphrates poplar), 1164 nucleotides long. RefSeq names its product serine/threonine-protein kinase-like protein At5g23170. Bases 91 to 1164 code for a protein of 357 amino acids. Gene Ontology annotation, molecular function: ATP binding; protein kinase activity. Lineage: Eukaryota; Viridiplantae; Streptophyta; Magnoliopsida; Malpighiales; Salicaceae. The record is from RefSeq and is a predicted model, not a curated record. Gene Ontology annotation, biological process: protein phosphorylation. The transcript has a single exon.
UUUGCAAGCCCUAGAAGCCAGAGCCAGUAGUGCUACUCAUCUUUCUUUCACUUUUCUGUCAAACACAGCAAGUUGCUAAGAACAAGAAAGAUGGAUGUGUUUGACUAUCAACAACUUGUAAAGGCAACUGGGAGUUUCUCUCCUUCGAGACUUUUGGGCAAAGGAAGCCAUGGAUCAAUCUACAAAGGCAUACUUGAAGAAAAUAAGCUUGUUGCAAUCAAGAAAUCAUCAUCUCUUGGUACUGAUCAUGUCUCUGCUGACAACUCCAAGAAACUUGAGAACGAAAUAUCCGUGCUAUCUUCCCUACAUGAAAGUCCAUAUGUCAUCAACUUUCUUGGAACGAGUCUUUAUCAUCACAACUCAAAGAACAGGGUUUUGGUUAUGGAGUUUAUGCCUAAUGGUUCUCUCCAUGACCUGCUCCAUGUUGAUGCCACUCCACCACCAUGGCCUAAACGUGUAGAAAUCGCUAUUCAAAUUGCAAGGGCAGUCCAAUUCCUUCAUGAAGGCAAGCCUUUGGUUAUUCAUAGAGAUAUCAAAUCUGCUAAUAUUUUGUUUGACAUAAAUUGGAAGGCUAAGUUGGCAGAUUUUGGACUCUCAGUGUUGCAAGAAGACUCAUCAAGUCAUGAUCAUGCAACUCAACCGGCUGGCACUCUUGGGUACUUGGACCCUUCUUACACCACUCCAAGCAAACUAAGCACUAAGAUUGAUGUCUUCAGCUAUGGAGUUGUUUUGUUAGAGAUCAUUAGUUGUCAGAAAGUGAUUGAUGUCUCGAGGUCGCCAUCUUCAAUUGUUGAGUGGGCAGUGCCAUUGAUUGAAGAGCAAAGAUUGAUGGAGAUAUGCGACACAAGAAUUGCACUGCCAACAUUCAUGGAGGGCACGAUUAAGCACUUGUUAUAUGUGGCAGCACGUUGUGUGUCUUGCAAGGAAGAAAAUCGUCCAUCCAUUACUGAAAUUGUUAAGGGGAUGGAUAAGAAUUGUUUGGUUGAAAGAGUACAAAUGCCCAGUUGGACAAGUUUCAUGAGGAGCGUGAUACUAACGAGAAGGCCAAGAGAAUUGGCUGAGCAAUGGCAGCAGGCAAAAUGUGAAGAUGCAAAUUGUGACAUUUCUAAAGGGAUGAAGGCAUAUUUAUGGGAGAUAUUGGCUUAUAUUACUACACUCGAAUAA